GGGCCCCAGGGCCCUGGCCAGCCUCGGCCUAGGCGGAUCACGGCGCCAUUUCCCGUCCAAAGCUGGGCGCGUCAGGGAUUCCGGUUCACAAUGGAUGCUGAUCAAGAGAAAGAUUUGCAGAAAUUUCUUAAAAAUGUGGAUGAAAUCACCAAUUUAAUUCAGGAGAUGAAUUCUGAUGACCCAGUUGUGCAACAGAAAGCUGUCCUGGAGACAGAAAAGAGACUACUGCUUGUGGAGGAAGACCAGGAGGAGGAUGACUGCAGGACCACCUUGAACAAGACUAUGAUCAGUCCUCCACAAACUACUAUGAAGAGUACAGAAGAAAUAGACUCAGAGGCCUUCUUGGCAUCUGUGGAGAAGGAUGCAAAGGAACGAGCCAAGAGAAGGAGGGAAAACAAAGUCUUAGCAGACGCCCUAAAAGAAAAGGGGAACGAAGCGUUUGCUAAAGGCGAUUAUGAAACAGCCAUCCUGCGCUACAGUGAGGGUUUGGAGAAGCUGAAGGACAUGAAAGUGCUGUACACCAACCGAGCCCAGGCUUAUAUGAAACUUGAGGACUAUGAGAAGGCACUGGUGGAUUGUGAAUGGGCUCUCAAGUGUGAUGAAAAAUGCACAAAAGCAUAUUUCCACAUGGGAAAAGCCAACCUGGCCCUGAAGAACUACAGUGUGUCUAGAGAGUGUUAUAAGAAGAUCUUAGAAAUAAACCCGAAGCUGCAAACCCAGGUGAAAGAUUACCUGAAUCAAGUAGAUCUUCAGGAAAAAGCAGACCAUCAAGAGAAGGAAGCCCACAAACUGCUGGAUUCAGGAAAGAACACAGCCGUGACCACCAAGAACCUCCUGGAGACCCUUUCCAAGCCUGACCAGAUCCCCUUGUUCUAUGCCGGGGGGAUUGAGAUCCUGACUGAAAUUAUAAAGGAGUGCACAGAACAAACUUUAUUCAGAAUACACAAUGGAUUUAGUAUCAUCAGUGACAACGAGGUCAUAAGAAGGUGUUUUUCCACAGCAGGAAAAGAUGCAGCUGAAGAGACGGUCUGUGUGUCUGUUCUCAAGCUCUGGCAAACAGUGUGCAGUGGGAACGAGGAAAACCAGCGUGUGCUAGUGAUGGACCGUGACAGGGCUAGGCUGCUGGCCGCCCUCUUGUCCUCCAGGGUCCUGGCCAUCCGGCAGCAGAGCCUGGCCCUGUUGCUGCAGCUCGCCCAGACUGAGAGCGGACGGAGCCUCAUCAUCAGCCACCUUGACCUGACCAGGUUACCCUGUUGGGAUGUUGUUAGUUGGAGGACAGCUACCUCUGAGGUUAUUAUGGGUUUUUGCAGAUUGUUGGAAGCCCUGGUGUCAUUUCUUGAUUUCUCGGAUAAGGAGGCUGACACUGCUAUGGGACUGUUCACAGACUUGGCUCUGGAAGAAAGAUUCCAAGUCUGGUACCAGGCCAACCUUCCAGGUGUUCUCCCUGCACUCACAGGCGUUCUGAAGAGAGAUCCCAAGGUAAGCAGCUCCUCGGCUCUGUGCCAGUGCAUUGCCAUCAUGGGAAACCUCAGUGCUGAGCCUGCCACCCGAAGACACAUGACAGCCUGUGAGGAAUUUGGGGAUGGCUGCUUGAGCCUCAUGGCCAGGUGUGAGGAGGAUGUGGACCUGUUCAGAGAGGUUAUCUACACACUCCUGGGACUCCUGAUGAACCUGUGUCUUCAGUCUCCCUUUGUCUCUGAGGUUUGGGCCGUGGAGGUGAGCAGAAGGUGCCUAUCUCUACUAAACAGCCAGGAUGGAGGAAUCCUGACAAGAGCUGCUGGUGUUCUGAGCCGGACCCUUUCUUCCUCUCUGAAAAUUGUUGAGGAGGCCUUGCGAGCAGGAGUGAUAAAGAAAAUGAUUAAAUUCCUGAAGACAGGAGGCGAGACUGCGUCACGUUAUGCUGUAAAGAUACUAGCCAUCUGCACGAAUAGUUAUCAUGAAGCUCGGGAAGAAGUAGUAAGACUGGAUAACAAGUUGAGCAUUAUGAUGAAGCUACUCAGCUCGGAGGAUGAGGUUCUGGUGGGCAAUGCUGCCCUCUGCCUUGGUAACUGCAUGGAGGUGCCCAACGUUGCAUCUUCCCUGCUAAAGACGGACCUCGUGCAGGUCUUGUUAAGGCUCGCAGGCAGUGACACGCAGAAGACAGCUGUGCAGGUGAACGCAGGCAUUGCUCUGGGGAAGCUGUGCACAGCUGAGCCCAGGUUUGCUGCUCAACUAAGAAAGCUUCAUGGCCUAGAAAUUCUCAGCUCCACGGUGAAAUACAUCAGUGAUUCUUGAGAGAUAUGGUGUCUGUGUGCACUUGGGGAACACACAAACACACACACUGAGUUGUUCUUAUGCUAAUAAAGACCUCUGAAAUAUCCGCU
This is a messenger RNA of Cebus imitator (Panamanian white-faced capuchin), 2363 nucleotides long. RefSeq names its product tetratricopeptide repeat domain 12 (gene TTC12). Gene Ontology annotation, molecular function: protein binding. The record is from RefSeq and is a predicted model, not a curated record. The transcript is spliced from 22 exons. NCBI's taxonomy places the organism in Eukaryota, Metazoa, Chordata, Mammalia, Primates, Cebidae. Bases 91 to 2274 code for a protein of 727 amino acids.